GGAGAGGUGGGUUAAUGGGUGAGGGAUUGCGUGCCGGGCCCGGGCGAAGGUAAGCGCCGGACUUGUCGCCGGUCACUGGUCGCUGACCGCCGGCCCCCGCCCUUCCCCCGCGCUCCGCUCGGCUGCCCCGGCCCGAGGCGGCAGGCCCCGGGCCCCGGACCCCGGGGUCCCCACGGUAGGCCCCGGCCCCGGGACCCCAGGGUCCGGGCCGCGGUAGCCGGCGACGGGACGAGGCCCAACAGCCAGGACGGACCAUGAGCGGGGCCGCCGCCCGGGACCCCCCGCCACCCUCUUGGGGUGCCCCGGAUGGACCGCAGCCUUCCUGGGGCCUAUGCGGCCUCCUGGCUGCCCAGCACGUGCUGGUGUUGACGUCGUUGCUGUGCGUGUCCCACCUGCCGCUGCUGGGGGAGGACCCCGGGGGGCCCGGCCCCCGGCCCCCGGCCCAGCUCCUGGCCUCCAGCUUCUUCUCCUGUGGCCUCACCACCCUCCUGCAAGUCUGGGGGGGCAGCAGGCUCCCGCUGGUCCAGGCCCCGACCUUGGAGUUCCUGAUCCCGGCCCUGGUGCUGACCACCGUCCACACUCCCCCUAACGCCCCGCAGCUCCUCAACAACGGUUCCCGGGCCGCGGCCUCGAGCCGUGAAUCUCUCCAAGAGGUGUCCGGCGCGGUGCUGGUGUCCGGGCUGCUGCGGGUGACGGCGGGCCUGCUGUCGGGGCCGGGCGGGCUCCUGGCGCGCUGCGGGCCGCUGGUGCUGGCCCCGACGCUGGUGGUGGCCGGACUGACCGCACACCGGGAGGCCGCUCUGCUCUGCGCUCACCAUUGGGGCCUCGCGCUGGGGCUGAUCUUGCUGAUGGUGGUCUGCUCCCAGCACCUGGCGUCCUGCUCGGUUCCCGCGUGCCCGCGGAGUCCCGCCCGGCGCCCGCCGCUGCCGGUCUUCCGCCUCUUCUCGGUCGUGAUCCCGGUGGCCUGCGUCUGGUCGCUGUGGGCCCUCCUGGGCCCGGCCCGCCCCCCGCCGUCCCACCUGAGCGGCCCGGCCCCCGCCCCCUGGCUCUGGUUCCCUCACCCAGGAGAGGGGGGCCGUCCGGCGCUGACCCCGCGGGCGGUGGCCGCGGGCACCGCCAUGGCCCUGGCUUCGUCCGCCAGCUCCCUGGGCUGCUACACGUUGGCCGGGCAAGUCCUGAGCCUGCCCGCGCCGCCCCCGCACGCCUGCAGCCGCGGCCUGGUGGCCGAGGGCCUGGGCAGCCUGCUGGCCGGGGGGCUGGGCGGCCUGGGGGGCAGCGCCGCCAGCUUUGCCAACGUCGGGGCCAUCGGCCUCACCCAGGCGGGACGGCGACGCGAGGUGCAGCUGGCGGGGCUGCUGUGCGUGGCCUUGGGCCUCUCUCCGCGCCUGGCGCAGGCCCUCGUGACCCUCCCGCCGCCCCUGCACGGGGCGGUGCUGUCGGUGAGCCAGGCCCCGGUGCUGUCGGGGGGCCUGGCCCGCUUCCGCGCCGCCGACCUCCACUCCGGCCGCAACGUCUUCCUCGUCGGCCUGGCCGUCUUCAUGGCGCUGCUGCUCCCCCGCGCCCUGACCCGACGCCCGCCCCAGCGCCCGCCCGCCAGCCUCCUCCUCCUCCUCCGCACCGGGUGGAGCCCCCUGGACGUGCUGCUGCAGGCCCUCCUGGCCACCCCCGUCUUCCUCGCCGCCCUCUUGGCCUUCGUGUUGGACAACACGGUGCCCGGGACCCGAGAGGAGCGGGGGCUGCCGCCACCGCCGGGCCCCCCGGGCCCCGCCGCCCGGACCCCGCCAGCCGCCGCCGCCGCCCUCCUCCUCGGCGGGCCGCCGGACGAGGCCGCCCGGGCCCAACCGGUCCGCGACGCGACGGACGAGGCCGCCCGGGCCGCCCGGCUGUACGGGCUCCCCGGGCCCCUGAGCGCCCUGCGGCCUCUGCUGCCCCGGCCCCUCCGCCGCCUCUGCCCGCCACCCCCGAGCGGCGGGGACAAGAGGCAGGACCGCCCCCAGCCGGGGGAGGCCGUCGAAUUGGUGCCCGCUCCCGGGGGGCCCGGGGCCGUGUGAGCACCCCGUCGGCGCCGGGGGGCUUCGCGGGGGCGCCCCGGCCUUCCUUCCUUCCUUCCUUCCUUCCGGCCCUCGGUUCCCUCUCCCUCUUCCCCGGGACGCCCCAGGGUGGGGCACGGACGAGGGCCGCUGCGGCCUGGGGGGCGUCCCCCUCGGGGACCCUGGUCCCCGCUCAGCCUCCCCCAGGACCCCAGACUCCCCUCUCUCCCGGGGAGCAAGCGAGCCUCCCGGGGGGGCGGUGGGGCGGGCCCCGGGUUCGGAGGUCACGGUUCCGCUUCGGGCCUGUGGCGCUGGGCCGGCCCUCCCGCCGCCGGUCCUCCCCGGAAUGGGAGUGGGGGGCACGGAAUGACCUUAUAAAGCCAAAUGACCUCACGCCCCUCCCGGAGACUUAGCGCCGUGUGUCCGCGUCGUCGCCGGUCUUCAGUCGGUCCUAUUUAUCGAGCGCCGACCGGGACCCGGGGAGGGUCACCGGCGGCCGACGGGCCAUCUGGGGACCGCCUACCGUCCCCACACAGCUUCCCCCACCCCUGGGGCUCCGGGUCGUCGGGGGCCGUUCAAUUUCCUUUCUUCCGCCCGUCCUCGUCUCCUUUCGAUUCUCGAACAGACACACGUUCCCUACCCACAGUGAGCUUACGGUCCGGAGUCGUCGUCGAUCGGUAAUCGAUCUCGCCGCCAGCCCCUCGUCUACAUCCUUCCUCCAGUCUGGAACUCCCUCCCACUCUUUUUUUUUGAAAUGGUAUCUGUUAA
Molecule: messenger RNA, 2798 nt
Organism: Ornithorhynchus anatinus (platypus)
Lineage: Eukaryota; Metazoa; Chordata; Mammalia; Monotremata; Ornithorhynchidae
Gene: SLC23A3
Product: solute carrier family 23 member 3
Exons: 12
Coding region: 255-2051 (598 amino acids)
Biological process (GO): transmembrane transport
Cellular component (GO): membrane
Molecular function (GO): transmembrane transporter activity
Source: RefSeq, a predicted model, not a curated record